AUGCAAUCUUCGGAGAAUCGGCCCGUCGAAAUCCACCCAUCCUCAGCCACAGGGGCUCAUCUUUCCAUCACAGCUGAAGAACUGGUCAAUCUGCGCCUCGUAGCCCGAGGGACUUCGAAACCUUCUCUCAUCAUCCGUCAUGGCACUGUGUUGGCUCUUCAUACUGGAGAAUUGCUAGAACGAGAUGUCGUCGUCUCUGGCCGACAUAUCGCGGCCAUUACACCGUGGGAUCAUUUCCCUAGGAUCGACAAUGAAUUGGAAGCUCGAGGCAAAUUUGUUUCCCCGAGUUUUAUAGAUACUCACAUCCAUGUUGAAUACACAAAACUGGUGCCAGGAGAAUUAGCAAGAUUGAGUGUGCCGAGAGGGACUACCACAAUUUUAGCAGAUGCUAACUGUAUUGCAAAUGUGCUUGGUGGUCGAGGCAUGGAUUUCAUGGGAACAACAUCAACUCCGCUUCGUAUAUUCCGUCAAGUAUCACACAAGAUCCCUAUGAGUGGUCCGGAAAUCGAGCUUGGUGGUACAUCUGUAUCAACUGCCGAAAUCUGCGAAAGAGUAUCUUCCACAGAAGCAGCCACGCUCGGAGAGUCCAAUCCUUUCUCCUUAGACCUUGCUUCCGCUCAAAAACAGGCUGCUGCUCUUCGCGCCGGGAAGCGUAUCACAGGCCAUACUGCUUUGCUUGAAAAUGAGCCUCUUUGGGCAUACUGUGCUGGCGGUAUCGGAGACGACCACAACGCACACAAGCCCGCAGAUGUGCUGGAGCGUCUUCGACUAGGGAUAAUGCUGACUGUAAUGUCUGGGAGCAUGAACUCCAACAUCGAGAGCGUCUUCAGCGAUUUCGCUCUAUACAAAGACGGUCUAGACUACAUUUCUUUCUGCGCCGACGACAAGCUUGCUGAAGACUUUGAUGCCACCGGGCACAUUGACCUUCAUGUUCGAGAGGCAAUCCGCCUCCGGGUUCCACCAUUGAAAGCUUACAAGAUGGCGACUUUGAACGCUGCCUCUUAUUAUCGGCUUGAUCACCUGAUUGGCAGUGUCACACCAGCUAAGCUCGCAGACUUACUUAUACUCGAUAACUUGGAAGAUGCUCGCCCCUCAACCGUCAUCGUAAACGGCACCAUAGUCGCCCAAGACAACCUCCCAACCUUCAAAAACACCGACCCCGUCCCCCCCUUCACCCUCAACACCAUCCACCUAGACCCCUACUUCUUCUCUCCCUCAGCCUACCACGUCUUGCCCCGCAAGAAUGACCAAGACACCGCAUGGAUCCAAGGCAUGGAAAUGUUCGACGGCUACUUCAAGCGCGCCUUCCACGCAAAACUCCCCACAUCCCCAACUACUCCCCGUCACCUCCUCUGCAACACCGCAAAAGACAUCCUCAAGGUCGUAGUCAUCGACCGCCACCACGGCACCAAGAGCCGCGGUAUCAGCUACGUCCGGAGCUUUGGCCUCAAGAAAGGCGCGAUCGGGUGCACGACGAAUUGCGAGAACCAGAAUCUUGUCAUCAUUGGCACUUCCGAUGACGAGAUCGCUCACGUGGCGAAGGCGAUCGCGGAGCUUGGUGGGGGCAUGGUCGCGGUUUGUGAAGGAGAGGUGCUGGGUGCUGUACGGCUGGAUGUUGCAGGAUGUAUGUCCAGCGCGCCGUGGGAGAAUGUGAGAGAUGAUUCUAUAGCGUUAGAUAAGAAGGUUAAGGAGGUUCUAGGAGGAAUCUUAGAACAUCCGUUUCUUAUUGCCAGUUUUGUGGGGCUGGUGGCUGUGCCGGAUUUGGGGUUGACUGAGAAGGGGCUGGUGUAUGGGGGUGGUGAGGGUCUUAUGGAUCCGGUGCUUGAGGCUGAGGAGGAUGGCGUUGUGUCUGUUGGUGAGCCUCAAGGGACGGAGACCGCGGCAAGGAUAUGUUGCCGGUGCCCUAGUCAUGCUCAUGAUGUUCAUCGGUUCAUGGACGCAAGUACUUCUGUUAAUGUCUCAUGAAGACGGCUUCUCGUGGAGUAAUGGUCUAUAAGCCCUCUAGUAUCGACAUUCAAAUACAGUAUGAGGUUAAAAAAACGAGUACUUAUACAGUGAAACAGUACGCACCAGCGGUUCGAUUAACGGAAUGAUCUUUGUAAAUUGCAGUUAUUUUCGGAAUCUUCAAUCCCUCAUCAAUAGUUCCAGAUACCCAAAUGCCCUAACGCCUCGCCAUGCAACCCAAGCGAACACCGUUCUAGUCAUACGCCCUCUUCUCAUCGAACUCUCCACUCUGCCUUCCUGUGAGAACGCCCAAUGGCUCUCUCCGUCGUCCCCUCCUU
Mytilinidion resinicola is the source of this 2282-nucleotide messenger RNA. RefSeq names its product adenine deaminase. The record is from RefSeq and is a predicted model, not a curated record. The transcript is spliced from 5 exons. Lineage: Eukaryota; Fungi; Ascomycota; Dothideomycetes; Mytilinidiales; Mytilinidiaceae. Bases 1 to 1965 code for a protein of 654 amino acids. Gene Ontology annotation, molecular function: adenine deaminase activity.